UUCACCUUUAUUUUCUACCAAUGGGCAACGGUAAGGAGCUGAUGUGACAUAAAAUGUUAAGAGGGCUAUAAAAAGUAUUCAAAAACAACAGAUUGCCUGUUGACUUUUUUUCAUGGUUUGGUGUUAAUAAUUACUCUAAUAAACAAACUGCUGAAUCUGCAUAUUACCCCAUCUGAUCAAAGUUCCCAGUUUAACUGACCAACCUGAACCGUUCUACCCAGCUUUUUCAUUACAUCAACGUGCCUGAAACCCAGCAGGCUUCACUUGAAGCUGCAGAUGUUGUGAGAACUGAGAAAAGUUUCAGGUUUGACUAAAAGGAGCGAUGGCGGAACCCUCAUCAGAAAACGUGACCAUCAACAACCCUGCCGACAUUGCUGUCAUCGCUGGAUACUUCCUGAUGGUCAUCGGCGUUGGCGUUUGGUCCAUGCUUCGGACCAAUCGUGGGACGGUGGGAGGAUAUUUCCUGGCAGGACGGUCAAUGGCUUGGUGGUCGGUUGGUGCGUCCCUGUUUGCCAGUAAUAUUGGGAGCGGCCAUUUUGUGGGCCUGGCAGGAACCGGGGCAGCGGGGGGCAUCGCUGUGGGAGGCUUCGAGUGGAACGCUCUGUUCAUCGUGUUGCUGCUGGGCUGGUUGUUCGUACCCGUCUACCUCACAGCCGGGGUGAUCACGAUGCCUCAGUACCUGAAGAAGAGGUUCGGCGGGGCCAGGAUCAGCCUCUACCUGUCUGUUAUCUCUCUCUUCCUUUACAUUUUCACCAAGAUCUCAGUGGAUAUGUUUUCUGGAGCUGUGUUUAUCCAGCAGGCGUUAGGCUGGAAUAUUUAUGUGUCUGUCAUCGCGCUUCUGUUAAUCACAGCCUUGUACACUGUCACAGGUGGCCUCGCAGCCCUAAUGUACACAGACACUUUUCAGACGUUUGUCAUCAUCGCUGGGGCUUUCGUCCUUACUGGCUUCUCCUUUGCUAAAAUCGGCGGCUACGGCGCCCUGCUUACCAAAUACUACUCUGCCAUUCCGAGUAACUUCUCCUCCCUGGACACGCAGCGCUAUAACAUCUCCUCCCAGUGCUACACCCCGAGACGGGACGCCUUCAGCCUCCUUAGGGACGCGACUGUGGGGGACCUUCCCUGGCCUGGUGUGGUGUUCGGGAUGACGAUAGGGGGGAUCUGGUACUGGUGCUCUGAUCAGGUGAUUGUCCAGAGGUGCCUGGCAGCUCGUAGUCUCAGCCAUGUGAAGGCUGGCUGCAUUGUGUGUGGAUACCUCAAACUGCUUCCCAUGUUCCUCAUGGUGUUCCCCGGCAUGAUCAGCAGGAUCCUCUACCCAAAUGAGGUUGGCUGUGUGGUCCCAGAAAUUUGUAAGGAGGUCUGUGGAACCGAAGUGGGCUGCUCUAACAUAGCUUAUCCUAAACUGGUGAUUACAGUCAUGCCCAGUGGACUGCGAGGGCUGAUGCUGGCUGUCAUGCUGGCAGCUCUCAUGUCUUCUUUGGCAUCCAUCUUUAACAGCAGCAGCACCCUGUUCACCAUGGACAUCUGGACCCGCAUCAGACCACAGGCCACCGAGCCGGAGCUCAUCGUUGUAGGCCGUGUCUGGGUUCUGUGUAUUGUGGCCAUCAGCAUCUGCUGGAUCCCCAUUGUUCAGGCAGCGCAGAGCGGUCAGCUGUUUGACUACAUCCAGUCAGUCUCCAGCUAUCUGUCUCCACCCAUUGCCUCCGUCUUCCUGCUGGCUGUUUUUGUCAAACGGGUCAAUGAAACAGGAGCUUUCUGGGGCCUGGUUGGUGGUCUGGCGAUGGGUUUGUGUCGGAUGUUGCCUGAAUUCUGGUUUGGUACCGGCAGCUGCAUUUUCCCCUCUCAAUGCCCUUUCCUGGUGUGUGGCAUCCACUACUUACACUUUGCCAUCAUCCUGUUUACCUGCACAUCAGUGCUGGUGCUUCUGGUCAGCUUCUGCACAGAGCCCAUUGAGGAUAAACAUCUUCAUCGUCUGGUAUUCAGUCUACGUCACUCUAAAGAGAAGAGGGAGGAUCUGGACUGGGAGCAAGAAGAAAGAGCCAGAAGAGCCCGCAAGGAGGCGAAGGAGAGGAUGAGAGAGAAGGCUAAUGUAGUUACAGAAACCGAGCAUGAUAAAAAGUCUGGACUCUGUCGCCUGGUUGGUCGAUUCUGUGGACUUAAUGGAGACCAACAAGUUCAAGAUGAGGAAGCAGCCGAGGAUCUAGAGCCUCAGAUGCCCGACAUCAGUGAGAAAGCAGUGUGGAAGCACACCGUGGACUCCAACGCUCUGGUCAUGAUGGCUGUUGCAGUUUUUAUGUGGGGAUACUUUGCUUGACUGAAUCAUUUUGUUCCGAGCUGAAGGUGGUGUAGCUGCGGUGUGAUCGCAUCUGCUGCAGAUUACAGAACUGGAGUAAAUCUUCAAAUAAAACCUU
Molecule: messenger RNA, 2408 nt
Organism: Gambusia affinis (western mosquitofish)
Lineage: Eukaryota; Metazoa; Chordata; Actinopteri; Cyprinodontiformes; Poeciliidae
Gene: slc5a2
Product: solute carrier family 5 member 2
Exons: 15
Coding region: 323-2311 (662 amino acids)
Biological process (GO): transmembrane transport; sodium ion transport
Cellular component (GO): plasma membrane
Molecular function (GO): D-glucose:sodium symporter activity
Source: RefSeq, a predicted model, not a curated record